GCUUUCUUUAUUUAACAAAUUAGUACCAUAGAAUAGAAUAAUAAAAAUUAAUAAAAACUUUCAUUCUCUUUCUGUUUCUCUUUCUUUGCCAAAUCUGUCUCUGGGUAUCUUUGGAUUUUCAAUUUCAAUUCAGUGUUUUUUUCAAGGUUGCUUGUUGGAUGAUUGUGGGUUGGUAGCAGAGCAAUGAGCGGAGUUAAAAAGCCUACCUCAGCUAAUGGAAGAUUGAAGAGCCUGUUGAAUCAAACUGAUAAUCGCAUUUGUGCUGAUUGCAGUGCUCCGGAUCCGAAGUGGGCAUCAGCAAAUAUUGGAGUCUUUAUAUGCUUGAAAUGUUGCGGUGUGCACAGAAGCCUCGGUGCCCACAUCUCCAAGGUUUUGUCUGUGGCAUUGGAUGAAUGGUCUGAUGAUGAAAUUGAUGCCAUGAUUGAAGUUGGAGGAAAUUCCUCUGCUAAUGCUAUCUAUGAGGCCUAUAUACCUGAAGGUUGUUCAAAGCCUGGUCCAGAUGCUAGUAAUGGUGAACGAAGGAGAUUCAUCAGGGCCAAGUAUGAACUUCAAGAGUUUUUGAAACCUAGCUUGCGGAUCACAUCAGGGAAGAGUUCUGCUUCUAUUCGAUCAAGCUUUUCUAAAAGGAUUUUGGAUAGUUUCCGAUUAAAGCCAUCAAAGAAAUCGGAAGGCAUAGUAGAAUUUAUUGGGUUACUGAAGGUCAAAGUGGUAAAAGGCAUAGAUUUAGCCAUCCGGGAUAUGAUGACAAGUGAUCCUUAUGUUGUCCUGACUCUUGGGCAGCAGACUGUUCAGACGAGUAUAGUAAAGAGCAACUUGAAUCCAGUUUGGAACGAGGAACUCACGCUGUCCGUUCCUCACAAUUUUGGACCUGUAAAGUUGCAAGUAUAUGAUCAUGACACGUUCUCGGCUGAUGACAUAAUGGGAGAAGCAGAGAUCGAUAUCCAGCCGUUGAUAACAUCUGCAAUGGCAUAUGGGGACCCAGAAAUGUUUGGGAAUAUGCAGAUUGGGAAAUGGCUGAAGUCGCAUGAUAAUGCUCUUAUAGAGGACAGCAUCAUCAACAUUGCUGAAGGGAAGGUGAAACAAGAUGUGUCAUUGAAGCUCCAAAAUGUUGAAUCUGGAGAAAUUUAUCUGAAAGUAGAGUGGCUGCCUGUUGAUCAAUAAGUAUAAUCAUUCUUCCUCCACCAAAUAAUAUUGUUUGUUGUCCAUAUGGAGUGGAAGUGGAAACACAUUCUUCUCUUAUUUAUUGUAUUCAACUUCUAUGAAUUCAUUUUUCUUUUGCUAUAUUUGC
Molecule: messenger RNA, 1288 nt
Organism: Durio zibethinus
Lineage: Eukaryota; Viridiplantae; Streptophyta; Magnoliopsida; Malvales; Malvaceae
Product: ADP-ribosylation factor GTPase-activating protein AGD12-like
Molecular function (GO): GTPase activator activity; phospholipid binding
Source: RefSeq, a predicted model, not a curated record